Molecule: messenger RNA, 1017 nt
Organism: Colletotrichum godetiae
Lineage: Eukaryota; Fungi; Ascomycota; Sordariomycetes; Glomerellales; Glomerellaceae
Exons: 4
Coding region: 463-1017 (184 amino acids)
Source: RefSeq, a predicted model, not a curated record
CCUCCAUUUAGGCAUUUCCCACCCUCCUCUUUCCCCAGUCCAGUCCCGUCCCUUCCCGUCCAGUAAAUUCCAGCCCACCGCUGCAUCAUAUCCCUCCCGACUCCCGAGUGCCCUCCUUCCCGACGCUGUGGGAUUGGGAUCUGCUCUUGCCUUCCCAUCCAAUUGGACCUCACCUUCCUCCACGGAUAGACCGACCUGCAUGCACCUGCCUCCACGGCUUUUAUCGGCCCACAAUCGGUACAAAGUACAUCGAAAAAAAAAAAGGAAGGAAGGAGGAAAAAAAAAGGGAAACUGCUUCCCCGGUCGUUCCACUCCUCCCGGAUUCGCCAAUCGACCACGAAAAUUUCGGCAAUUUCCAAUCUUUUCUGCCCCAUUUCACGAACCCCUCCAUGCCCCUCUCUCCUCCACAAACUGCCCGCCGACAUCGACAACGACCUUCAAGUGCAAUUGAGAAGCAGGGAAAUGCUCGAUACACUCAAGAUGAGCGAAACGCAACUGACCUUUGGUCGGACUGACGACUACAUCUUCAUCUCCAAGCCCAAAAAGGGCAUCGCUUACGUUGAGGCCCGUUUCAAGGAUGGCAAAGGUCUUGCGCACACUGACAAGGGAUGUCAACUGCUUCUCUCCAAGCUUGAAAGAGAAUGGAGCGCGCCCAAACUCAAGGACGACACCGUCAUCUCACUCGAGGCCGACCUCUUGAAGGAGCCAGUCUGUGGGUCUCUCAUGACUGUCUGUUUUCAGAUCGCAUCGCUGACAAUCUCAUCAGUCCAUAAGGAAAUUCCGAGCGACAUGUUCCACUCCCUUCGUGUGGUUGAAUUUCAAGGCCUGGACCCGUCGACUCGUGUUGUCUCCGUCCGCGACGUUGCUAUCAAAGUCAACCUCUACGGUUGCACUCCGGAGUCGCCCGCCGAGUCAGACGAUGAAAUGGUCACCAUCCUUCCAAGCGCCACCAAGGUUGACGGCAUUUGGGAACUCUUGGUCAUUGAUCAUGCUACUACGUUCCAAAUUAUACCUUGA